GAUACCUAGGCAGAUUGGUGGAAUAUACGGGAAAUAUACAUCAGGAGAAAAUGGAUUUCCGCAAAAUUAUUAAAAGUUUUACGUCUAGUGUUAACGUAUUAUAAAUUAUUUUGAUAAUUUUACCCCGCCGAAGGGAUCAUCAAAGGCUACAGUUUGAAAAAUAACUUUAACGUGAAAAAGAGAGGAACGCGAAUAAAGUAAGAAAAUUACAAAUUCAAAAGUACGCAAGAACCAUGUGAAUAUCUAAGGUGUCUGUUGCAUAUGCUUACAAAGAAUAAAUAAGAAAUUGGAUGCUCUUUUUUUAUAACAAACCGAAGAAAUAAAAAGAAACACAAAAGGAACGCAUGUUAAGCGAGCCCGAAGUUUUGUCCGGUUUCAUACGAAUCACGUAUGUCGUACCACCGAAAAAGACGAGAAAAUGUCUGUCUGUUCAAAAAAUAGUCUAACAGUGAUUAUUUCCUACUGAUAUUUUGGCUGCUUCAGGAAGGGGAGACUACCAAAAUCCCGUAUCUUGGAAUAAUAAAAAGGAUUGAUUAUAUACGGGCGAACAGCGAGUCUGUUGGUGUGACGGUCGCUCGAUUAAAUGGGUGCAUGUAGUGCACUUGCACAUACAAACCCGAAUGUGAAUAUUUAAGAGGAACAGCCAUAAAACGGGUCAUAAAAACGCCAGGAGCUCAUUCUUCUAUAGCGUCCAAAAGCGCGCUUUUAACGAGGCCGGUUUCAAUACCGGCAUCGAUUUCACUAAGUUCAACCAGAAGAUGGCCAAUACUCUUUCCGUCAUGACAAACGUAUUGAGAAAUGUGGUCAGCAAACAGCGCAUUCGCUAUAAGGAGAAAGGUUUCAAUCUGGACUUGGCCUAUGUAUGUGAUAACAUUAUUGCGAUGGGAUAUCCUGCCGAGAAAUAUGAAAGCAUGUAUCGAAAUCGCUUAGAAGAUGUAUAUAAAUUUCUAGAAGAAAAUCACCGGGAACAUUAUAAGAUAUACAAUCUCUGUUUGGAGCGCAGCUAUGAUAUUAACAAAUUUCAUGGGCGCGUUUCACUUUAUCCAUUUGAGGACCAUAACCCACCUACUAUUGAACUGAUACAAAAUUUUUGUGAAGAUGUUGACUGUUGGCUAAAAGCGGACGUUCACAAUGUUGCUGCUGUUCACUGCAAAGCUGGGAAAGGCCGGACGGGAACCAUGAUCUGCUGCUAUUUGCUUUACAGUGGCCAACAGCAUACUGCGGAAGAUGCGUUGUCGUGCUACGAUGAAAAACGAACGAAGGAUCGUAAGGGUGUAACGAUUCCAUCGCAGCGGCGUUAUGUUCAGUAUUUCUCCAAAUUGAUACGUUUGAAAUUGUCAUAUAACCGCCGCACGCUACAGUUUUGUGAAAUCCGAUUUCUGGAGGCCAACGCUUUGCAUAGCCAAGGAACUGUAAAUUGCUCAAUUUCUGUGUUAGAGGAUAAAGUUAAGCCAUUGCAAAACUUUACAAUAGAUUUUCGCAAACAAUGUGUGUUGGAUGUCAAAAUGAACGUAACGGGCGAUAUAAAAGUCGAAUUAUCUAAAAACACCAAAAAGUUAUUCCACUUUUGGUUUAAUACAUUUUUUGUGUCCGAUUCUGCAGUUAUCGAAGGUGAGGGCAAUGAGGAGAAAUAUGUUUACACUCUAUGCAAGUCCGAAAUUGACGAUGCACACAAAGAUAAGGAACACAAGUCUUUUUCUGAAGAUUUUAAGGUUGAACUUGUUUUCUGCACCGAGGCUAAUGGUGUGGGCCGAGAUAAUUUAAAAGUUUCCAGCGGUAAUAAUCUAACUAAUCAUCGCUACACACAACACUGUGCAACGGCAAAUGCGCGGAUGCCUAUAACACAAUCAAAUAAUUACUCAUUACCACAAAAUAAUAGCAGCGGCAGUGAAAUGAAUUUUAUAUGUGAUCAAAAAUCAUCCUCCUCUACGUCGGUUAGUAGCAGUUUAGGCGGUGCCACUACCGACAACAGUAACGGCUAUGAAUGUAAUUCAAAACGCAGUGCUACCCAACAACAAAGGAGUGGUGUUCAAAAAUUUAGCAAUACGCAUCAUUCGCAUCCAUUCGUGGCUAUGCAUGAUGACAAUAUUGCACUGUUUACCUCACCGCCGCCACCACCACCGCCAGCAUUAAAAACUGCAACAACACCACCGGGCUUUAUAAUGGAUAAAGAUCAUUUACAAAGUAAUAAUCAGCACCAACACACCAGUAAAGUUUUCCACCUGCAACAAACGAUAGUGCCGCCAGUGACAGCGACGUCCAAACCAAAUCAAAGGCAUGUACAAAGACAAAGUCCUGUUGGCAGUGGAGGUGAAAGUAAUGGUGGUAGUGGUAGAAGCGGGAGUCUAGGAGGAGAAGCCCAUGCAACCGCCGUGGAUGUUGUGUGUCAGACGGCAGCCAAUUUAAAUGCCACCAGUAGCAACCACAGUACCAAUAGUAGUAAAGCAAAUAGUGUUAGCAGUCAAUCCUCAUCUGCCAUUGGAGAUAACGAAGAGGACUGGGAAUCCGGUGAGUCCAGUGCUAAACAGCUUGAUCACAUUACUUUAUUACUCUCUACUUCUUCUGUAACGACUUCUCCUGCUACCACACAAUUACUUCCAUAUAAAAAUACAAAUACCAAUAUAUCCCUCAAAGAUUCCCAGAAGAACAGCGGCAACCAAUCUUUUACUACAUCUUCCCUCUCCUCCUCUAUCCCCUCCGCCACUCCCACAUCUGCCUCUCACUAUACGUCGACUUCGACCCAUCCGUCUACUUCCCAAACUUCUUCCAAAUAUCCCAAUAAAUGUAAUGCUAGCAAUAGUAGUUGUACAAAUAGAAUUGCUGGUAGUGAUGAUGAUGAUGAUGAUGAUGUUGAUUAUGCCGAUAAAGUCGAUAAAAGCAAAACUAAAUCCAAGUUGCUUAAUUCAAAUAUUGUGGUCAAACAAAAUCAUGACCCUCCCAAAACCAUGUCAAUGGGAAAUGUCAAUUCCAAAACGUUAGAGUCAAACAAAGGAAACAACCAAAUAGGUUCAACAGUUGUUGCCGAAACUAAAGAUUCGCAUAAGAAAGUCCUAGCACUGUCAUCGCCAACUCCGCCCAGCACCCGGCCAAAGCUAAUGCACUUUUUAAUGGCACCCAAACAGAGCAAUGCUUCGCACCAACAAUCACACAAACCGAUUUUUAAACGCAAAUCUUCAUAUAAACUAAUUAAGAGUGCGACUAAUGUAGCAGACGCAACUCACGUUUCUGGUGACGGUAAUGGGGAAAUGUCUGAAUCGGCUGCAGCUGAAAUGAUGGCGGGAGGCUUGGGCGGUGGCGUUGCACCCACUUCUAAACAAAAACUGAAAAUUAAAUUGAAAAAAAAUAAACUUAAGUUUUCGCAAAAGUUUCAGUGGUUUCAAAGCUACUUCCGCAGCAAUCCCGUGGAUUUCUGUGAAAAUUUAGUUCAACAAACGACUUCCAUUAGGAGAAAUAGUAUAUGCAGCAUGGCUAGUCGUACGCACAAGCUGUCGACCACAACUCCACCAUCUGUAACACCACCACCUACCCUGGCUGGGGUCACAGCGGAUGGCUCCUCAUCGUGCGAACAACUUAACGAUCGCGUAGGUAGGACUGUCAGUGUCUCAGAGUCUACAUCGAAUGCAAGCAUAGCUACAGGUGACCUAUGUGAAGAUUACUACUCCUAUAUUUGUGACAAUCAAUUGAGCUUUAGCAACUCGCCCUGUAAGAGCCCUCGUUCCAUGGCGGACAUUGUCAGCAGUAGUAUUACUGGCAGCGGUAUCGGCAGUAGUUAUGGUAGUAGUUUUGCGAGAAGUGCUGGUAGUUUCCAGCACCAAUACUUACGAGAACGGCGAGAAACCUUGCCUAGCAGCUUAAAUUCACAUGCUUCUCGUCGCAACAACGUAAUCAUUGCCAAGCCGGCUAGGACUAAUGCCAUUGGCUUUAAUAUUAAUGCUGGAGCUAAUGCUGAUCCACUGUCUCAAAUUUCUAGGCAUGAUUCCGCAGGCAGAAUUGAUGCUGAUGCAUCACCGGCUAGUGUUUACAACACAGCCAGGUGUUCGGCCAGCAACGACGAUAAUGGGGAAGCACCAAAUAAAACUACACCGUUUGUUUUUCCCCAUGAUCCCAAUACAAAAGUAAACAACCACUCACGUGGUGAUGCUAGUGCCUGUGAUCAAAGCACACUAGCAGUGAUACCACCGUCACAGACGAAAUAUUCUCUUAAUUUAGUAAUUGUUAAGGAGCGUUCUUCUGAACCAAAUCCAAUUGCAGGCGCUUCAACAGCUUCCGGAUUGAAACCGCUCCAAAACGAGCGUGACGAUAAUGACUCGAUUAUUUUCUGUGGCCAUGGUCAAUGUGUAGCUUCUUCUUCCCACUUGCGUUAUUCCUCAGCUGAAGAGGCAGUGAGCUCAUCGGCCAUUGACGAUAUGUUAGACCCAAAGGCAUCCUCCGCUACGUGUGCUUCAAUGUGCAGCAACAGUAGCAGCAGUGGUUUCUGCACUAGUGAAUGUUGUACUACAAACAGUAGUAGCAGUAGUUGCAAUUGUAAUCCGUUUGCUGUAGUUUUAGAACGCCAUGUGGCUCUGGCGGCCAGUAAUAUUAAACAGCAACAUCAAGAUCCCAAACAGACAACUAUCUAUGAAAUUGUCGAUGAACCAACGACCACUGUUGCAAUAACAAACGAGGAGCAAAAGUCCCUUAACGCAAUCGAUUCAGAGGUAUGUGACCCAGGCAACUGUGGUCAAUAGGGGGCGGAAUUGUUGCUAGCAUGUUGAGAAAACGAAUCGUUGGCAUAAUGUUGAAUUGUCCACUUAAUUGGGUGGCUGCCACGUGUUGAUCUGUAUUGGUGUAUGCACGCAUUGUAAUGGCCCAUUUCAUACCAAACUCCAAGUACAAAUGGCGGCAGUUUUAUUAAUACAAACACCACUUUAUAUUCGCUGAAUGGAGGUCGCAUCUUGUGCCCAAUAAAGGAGAAUAUUAGAUUUGCUUGCAUUCGAAUAGCAAACAGUAUGAACCCCAUCUAAAACGUUUACAUAUUCAUAAAGCAUUCAAUAAAUUGCGUUCCCUAUUCUCAUAUGUAGAUAUUUUAGUGUUUUCCAGAAGAAAAGAGAUAGUUCACCGGGCACUAUUUUCGUUUUGCAGUUUGUUUGCUGCAUAUGAUGAUCUUCCAAAAUUUAUUUUAAGCAACAUCUCAAUCACAUUGUUAAAUAAUUUGGAGAACACGUUUUCUCCUUUUUUUUCCAUCACACAGUGAAUUCGAAUUUAUAUAUUAUGUAUUACGUUGCUUAUGUAUGUAUGUAUGUAUGUUUGUAUGUAUGUAUGUAUGUCUUUCAGGCGAAUGUCCUGUUAUUUAAAAAUCGAAUGACUUCAAAGGAAUUCGGAAGUAAGAGUAUGCAUGAGACUUUCUUGAACUAAGCGAACCGAGUCCUUAUCGACUACCUACCACCAACUGCGGCUUUCUUUAGAGGAAAAUUAUUCAUAUUGAACCUCGUAUGUAUUUCCGAAAGGGGAACUAUACGAAAAUUGUGGUUGUUGUCCUUUGGAUUGACUCUAUUGUGUAUUUUAGUGUAUUUGCUAAAAUCGUUUUUGUAGCAAAUGAAGAAACCCCACUACCACUAAUCAUUUUUACCAAAUGUUCGGGUGUAAAUCACACACACACACACAUACACACAAACACUUCGCCAAUAAAAAAAAAAUUUCUACUGAUUUUACUUUCACUACACUACACUGUUGCUUAAUGUUCUUCAUCUCAUCGGUGUUACAAAUGAAGUAAACGACAAUGAAAAGUGUUAAAAUCCCAAUUUUACCCACAUAUUUUUAUUACAACAAAACUAUUAUUUCUAUUUCUCUUUUUUUGAAAAUUUUUUAAACGAAAAGUUUAAAUAUUUUAUAAAAAUUCUCUUGUCCUGUUUUUUAAUUUAUUAUUAUUAGCAUUUUUGUUUAGUUAACUCCUUUUAACAUUCAUAAAGUUAGAGAAAAAACAAAAAUUUUAAGAUUACGCUCGAGCACUUCCUUACAUAUAUUAAUUAUAACCCCUUGCUACUCCUACCCCGCCCUUUUUAGCCUAGGUUAUUCUAAACUUUAACACACACACACACACACACACACACACAAAAUACAAAACAACAAAAACACAAAUUAAUAAUUUUGUAAUGUUCUCAAUAGAAAGUAAUUAAAUUACUUAUGUAUACUACGACGAUUGUAAGGAUUUAUAAAGUAAAAUAUU
Molecule: messenger RNA, 6205 nt
Organism: Stomoxys calcitrans (stable fly)
Lineage: Eukaryota; Metazoa; Arthropoda; Insecta; Diptera; Muscidae
Gene: Pten
Product: serine-rich adhesin for platelets
Exons: 11
Coding region: 759-4727 (1322 amino acids)
Biological process (GO): phosphatidylinositol dephosphorylation; negative regulation of cell population proliferation; protein dephosphorylation
Cellular component (GO): nucleus; cell projection; plasma membrane
Molecular function (GO): protein tyrosine phosphatase activity; phosphatidylinositol-3,4,5-trisphosphate 3-phosphatase activity
Source: RefSeq, a predicted model, not a curated record